Cajanus cajan (pigeon pea) is the source of this 750-nucleotide messenger RNA. Lineage: Eukaryota; Viridiplantae; Streptophyta; Magnoliopsida; Fabales; Fabaceae. The record is from RefSeq and is a predicted model, not a curated record.
AUGGGUGCACGACUCCAAGGUGAUUUCCUUCCUACUCUUGUUCUUCGAGCUCUAAAGCGCAUAGGAUACCUGAAGAUGAAGGAAAUUCCUAACAAGAAGACUAGCGGAGCACAUACGAACAAAGGUGGCUCUUUUGGCCAUGUUUCAGCCACUCCCCACAAUAGAAGUACUCAACCUUCAUCUUCACAUCAUCCAUCUCAUCCUAGAACCUUGAAGAUGAAAUUUGCAAUCUCAACAAAGUCUAACUCAUCACCUCAACAACCUUGUACUCAAGCUCCACCUCCACCCCCUCUAGCAUGUCAACCUACACCUCAAGUGCAUACUCAUCCUUCACAACCUAAUAAUCAACCUCUACCUCGACUUGCACUUCAGUCUAAUACAAUGUCUCCUCCAGCUGAACCAAGAUCUUUGAAGAAGAGGACAUUUUCCUCUAGUAAUGGUGACUCUGCACCUCAAAUAAAUAUUCAACCUCCCCUUGCAUCUCAUUUUAAUUCUCAACCUGCACAUGAUUUUCAUUAUGAAUCUACACCUGUAGCUACAUUUGAGUUACAAUAUGAUAGUGAAAAGGAAGUAAAUGAGGAAAUUGGCAUGCAAGCAAAGCAAUCAAAGGUUGCAUCACAUAGGAGAUCAUGGCUUGUUGAUGUGAUAAGGGUUGCUAAAAACCCCGCUAAUACGUUCCCUACGGAUGAUUUACCGGAGGUUUGUACAACUCCUGGAAAUGCAUUUAACGGGGGUUAUAACUCUAGUUAA